AUGGCUCGCGCGGCCGUCCUCCCACCGUCCCCCGCCAAACGAGGAGCUCGGGCGGCGCCUCGAACGACUUUGAACAAAACGGUCAAACCAAAGGCCACCGCGGUCAAGAAACGAACCCCUGCCAAAGCAACCACAGCCUACGAUUCGGACGACACGGAUGAUGAGCUUGGAAUGAUGAUGAAGGAGUCAGAGCAUGUCGCUCGCCCACAAGGCAGACCAGCUGGACGCACAGCGACUGGAGCUACAGCCGCGUCUCGAGGCAGGAAUGUAGCAACAGCUCCUGUGCCCGAACCCAACGAGAAAGCGACUACUAAGGCCGAGCCCAAGAAACGCGUCGGAAGACCAAAAAAGACUCCACCCGCAGAACCCCCCGCUAAAGUUGAGACUGCCCCUCGAACCAGGGGACGACCGAAGGCGGAUGCGACGAAGACCGUACCAAAGACCCGUAAAACUACUCGAGCAGCGACCGAGGCCGAAGCACCCCUUGAGAGUACAGACCCCAAGAACAUUUUCAUUGCCACCAAUUCGACAACCAUGCGUUCAAACUUGCUGCGUGGACCUGCCAAGAAGAAGACUGUGACCUUUCAAGAUCUAUCAGGCUCAGAAUCAGAAGGGUAUGAGGAGCCAGCAGCGCCUGUUGUUGGGCGCAGAAAAGCUCCGGCGAAGGGGGCUGCUGUUGGCAAGGCUGGUCUAAAAGCAACACCCGUGCGCAGCAAAGCCACAGGAGCUAUCCGAGGUCGCAAGCCUGGGCCAGCUAAGAAGAAUGUGACAAAACCACUAUCACCCAAGAAGGAUAAACAGGUGGCCAAGUCGCUUUCUGCUUAUGCUAGUUCUGAAGAAGAGGAUGAAUUGAUUGGAUCUAAGGACGACAUGAAGAGCCCAGUCAAGCUUAUAAUUCAUUCCCCUGUCAAACAUGCCUCGGAGCCUGUCGGCUUGAGCUCCCCAGUCCGCAAGAUCAAUUUCACCCCCAAGAAAGCUUCGAGCCUCAUCGAUGAGAAUGGCGAACCGAAGCUCCCAACGCCAAAACACGGAUCAUCAACUACUGGCCUAAGCUCACCAGUACGAAAAAUCAAUUUCACUCCCAACCGCAGCCAACAGACUAUCACAGAUAAUGGUCAAUUGACGCUUCCUCCUGGAAAGUCCGCUGACCUCAGUGAAUCGGUCUUCAUGUCCAGCCCCGCUAGACGACCAGAACAAUCUUCACCGUUCCGAUAUUCAUUCAGAGCCACCCCAAGGCAAGGCUCUCUCUUCCGCGAUGAAUCGGAAACUGCGCCAGCUUUCGAGUUCUCCCACGGACCAGUUUCACCGUUAAAAAUGUCGCCAAGGAAGGCUCAUUUGGGUGCUUCGUUCUCUCAAUCGCCAUCCAAGACUGAAACUCCUUCGUUUCCUGCUCGAUCUUCCUUCAUCCAAAGUCCAGCCAAGAGAAUUGCUUCCCCCUUCAAAGGAUCUAUCUUCUCAACCAAAUCUUCCAUGAGCCAAUCGGCCACACCGUCUGGCGAUAACACAACCAGCAUGUCCACUACUCCUCUCUUUGGAUCCAUCAAUAGGCGCCUAUCUUCUCACCAGGAAGAAGAGGAGACAGCCGUAGAUGAAGACCUUGAGAUGGUGGAAGAAGUUGCUCGUGAUGUCUUCGGCAUCGAGUUACAGUCAUCUAGCAGCACUCCAACCCAGUCUCCAUCACCAGAACAGGUUGACGAGACCGAAGAUGCACCGGAGCUCGAAAGCGCGGAAGUUGAUAUUAGCGAGCCCACUGUUUUGAGUGAAGGGGAGGAGAAGGAAGAGGAAGAGGAAGAAGAACAAGAACACGAAGACGAAGAGGCACAGGCGGAGGCCGAUAUCGACGAGAAGAUUCACGACCUACAAGAGGAAAUUCGCCAGGAGCCAGAUGACUUUGGAACUAUCUGCUUCAACACCAUGGAAGAUUUGGAGAAGUCAUUUGCCAAUAUUCCUGCCAGCGAUGAUAUUGAACCCCAUGUAUAUUCCGACGUCAAUUUCGUCAAUGGAGACGAUGAAAGUGACAUGGAAGAUGAAGUAGAGGAGGAGGAGGAGGAGGAGGAGGAGGAGGAGGAGGAGGAGGAUGUUGUGAUGCAAUUUACUGAGCCCGUCGAUGAGCCGGCACUCUCCUCACCAACCCACGAGCCUGAAAACACAGUUCGUGGCUCUCCGUCUGAAUCACCGCUUGAUUUGGCUCUCUUUGAAGAAUCUGCCAUGGAACAGCCCGAAUCUCCGACACCCGUUCGGAUGAAUCGCGAAAUCGAGAACCAGGAUGAUGAGGAGGGGGAGGAGGAGGUCAAUGAACUGGAGUACAUCGAUGAAGUUGGGAGUGUUGUUCACCAACCGUAUGACGAGCAGGAAACCGAGAGUGAAAAUGAGGAGUUAGUUGAUGAUGAGCGGACUCUUGUGCCACCAUUUGAAGAAGAUACUAUUGCGCUAUCACCUCAACCUCAGUCGCCUUACGAGAUGAAUGACCGUGAAGAAAGUCCGCUCUCGCGGAUGGGAUCAGUCCCUCCAUUGGUGCCAACUCCUUCAAUGCAUGAGAUGACUCCCAUGUCCCUGCUCGGAAGUACCAAAUCACAGCCUCCCCUUUUCGACAUCAAUAACACCGAUGAUCGUAUGGAUGCAGUCAAUAGCCCCGAGGAUACAGCCCAGUUCGAAAUUCCUACUCCAGCUGCGCCAAGUUUAUCUGGUACGCCGAGCGUUCGAAGCCGGCGAAAGUCCGGCUUCAACGUCAAUCUUGGUUUCACGCCACUGGCAAGCAAGUUCGGCCGUUGGGAAACCAACACCCCGUCCCAGGACAGACCAGCACGCCCACGUCGCCGAGGCGUGUUUUCUCUCGUUGGCCCAUUAGAGCGAUCUGCUGAGACCCACAUUCCAGACGAAGGCGAUAUUUCGUACCCUGUUCUCCCGCGUCCCUCACUUGCAAACACGCCGCGUCUUUUCUCAGAACUUCCACUUCACGACUACGACGAUGAUAUGUCAAUGACGUCUGAACCUGACUCGCCUUUCAAGUUUUCUUCUGCGCAAGAAGGCCACAGUAUGAUUAAUUCACCCACCAGAAGUGACAUUUUUGAAGACCUCGAGCCCGUUAUUCCCAAGCACCUUCGCCCCCGUGAGAGUCUACCACAGAAGUCAAUUGAAAACCACGAACAAGUGUCACUGGAGGAAGACAAAGAAAAUCUUCCAGCCCCUUCCCCCUUGCCAGCCACCCCAAUGAAACCCGCACCAGAGCACCUUCGCACCUUCCACACAGUGUCAAAGGUACCUUUGAAAGGCGAGGGAGAUGUUUCCCCUUUGAAAAUUCCUCGCAAGCGUGGCCAUUCGCUUUCAGGCACAUCCCCCACUCGCUCUUCGCCGCGCAUUCGAAACGCCGUCUUCCUUCCUCUUAAUGACAAAGUAACUUCUCUCUCUCCUCGCAAGGAAGUACAGGUCCCUCGGAGCCCCAGCCCCAAGCGUCGUUGCAGCGAAGCUCGACGGUCCAGUGCGAGAGUUCCAACAAGUAUGGCACCACCCGGAAGUCCAUAUGUCGCGAGUACUCCAGAGAAAAGUCCUCGCCGAAAAGCCAGCCCCAAGAAGCAAACCCUUCGCGGUGCGGUGGUCUACGUUGAUGUUCACACUACCGAAGGUGAAGAUGCCUCUGGUAUUUUUAUUGAACUAUUACAACAAAUGGGAGCGCGUUGCUUUAAGUCUUGGUCCUGGAACCCCAGAGCUAGCCUGUCACCUGCCGAUGCAACAGAUGCUGUAGCGAAGGUUGGCAUCACUCAUGUGGUGUAUAAGGAUGGAGGUCUGCGAACAUUGGAAAAAGUCAAGCAAGCCGCCGGCCUGGUGAAAUGUGUCGGCGUUGGAUGGGUCCUUGACUGUGAGAGAGAAGGCAAAUGGGUCGACGAGGCCUCCUACGCCAUCGACCGCUCCAUCAUCCCCCGAGGUGGCGCCAAACGCCGCAAGAGCAUGGAGCCCCGCGCCUUGAGUAACGUCAAUGGUACACUAGUCCGCGUCGCCGAGCCUUCCACCCCCUCAGCCAGCGGCCGUCGCUGCGGUGCCGACCGCGGUGCUAUCGAGGGAUUCCGCAAGAUCACACCCCCGACUCCCGUCGUUGCGCCUUCCACCCCCACCCAACAAUCUUAUCGCUCCCGUGUCCCGCAAACACCAGGCUACAACUUCUCCAACUUGGACGCCAUUGGCAUGUCCCCAGCUACCCCAUACUUCCUUUCAAACCGGACACAACUGGUUCAGCAAUCUUGCCCGCCAAAGCAGAGUGGUCGUGGUUUGUUCCCGGACAGCAAGCCUGCCUUGAGUUUCGUGGAAGAAGACGAUCGGGAAUCGAGACGGCAACAACGUGCUCGGAUGGAGGCUGCGCGGCGUAAGAGUCAUUUCUUCAAGCCUGCUGUUGCGAGCCCUCUUGCGAAAUGA
Molecule: messenger RNA, 4407 nt
Organism: Penicillium verhagenii
Lineage: Eukaryota; Fungi; Ascomycota; Eurotiomycetes; Eurotiales; Aspergillaceae
Exons: 2
Coding region: 1-4407 (1468 amino acids)
Biological process (GO): mitotic cell cycle
Source: RefSeq, a predicted model, not a curated record